This is a messenger RNA of Dromaius novaehollandiae (emu), 4380 nucleotides long. RefSeq names its product plasma membrane ascorbate-dependent reductase CYBRD1. The record is from RefSeq and is a predicted model, not a curated record. Gene Ontology annotation, molecular function: oxidoreductase activity. Lineage: Eukaryota; Metazoa; Chordata; Aves; Casuariiformes; Dromaiidae. The transcript is spliced from 4 exons. Gene Ontology annotation, cellular component: lysosomal membrane. The coding region runs from base 106 to 957 and encodes 283 amino acids.
CCGCUCAGCGCCGCUCCUCCGCGCCCCGCCCUGCCCUGCCCUGCCCCUGCGCUCCGCUCCGCUCCGCUCCGCGCGGGCGGCCCUGCCGUGCACGGCGCCCCGAAGAUGGAGGACUAUGGGCGCUUCUUGGCGCUGCUGGUCUCGGCGCUGCUCGUCGGCUUCAUGUCCGUCAUCUUCGCCCUCGUCUGGGUCUUCCACUACCGCGGGGGGCUCAGCUGGGACGGGGGCGCGGGGGAGUUCAACUGGCACCCGGUCCUCCUCGUCACCGGCUUCGUCUUCAUCCAGGGCAUCGCCAUUAUUGUAUACAGAUUGCCCUGGACCUGGAAAUGCAGCAAACUCUUGAUGAAGUUCAUCCAUGCUGGGUUAAAUACCAUAGCUAUGAUUCUUGCAAUUGUUUCUAUGGUAGCCGCAUUUGAAUUCCACAAUGCCAGCAACAUUCCUAACAUGUACAGUCUGCACAGCUGGAUUGGGCUGACUGCUGUUAUACUUUAUUCUCUCCAGCUUCUCUUGGGUUUUGCUGUCUUUCUGCUCCCUUUUGCUCCAGUUCCGCUUCGAGCAGCUCUCAUGCCAAUACAUGUUUAUUCGGGCCUCCUCAUCUUUGCAACAGUGAUUGCAUCGUGUCUCAUGGGAAUCACAGAAAAGCUUUUAUUUUCACUGCAAAAUCCUGCAUACAGUGCAUCCCCACCAGAAGCAAUUUUUGUCAACUGUCUUGGUCUUUUGAUUGUAAUAUUUGGUGCACUCAUUCUGUGGAUGGCAAGCAGGCCCCACUGGAAACGCCCACCAGAAGAGAUCCCUAAAGUUCCCCGGCCCAAUGGAGGGACUCUCGAAGGCACAGAAGCAGAAUCCACAAUGACAGAUUGUAGUAAUGCAGAUAAAUCUGAUGUGGGCUUCAACAGUGAAGCAGCCAGAAAACGAAACCUCAAACUUGAUGAAGCAGGCCAACGAUCAACAAUGUAAAGAAAAUACACAGUAUAAUGGUACUAUUAUGUUGCGAAAAUAUACUCCUUCCGAUUCAGUUAUAUUGAUAGAGAAAUAGGUUGGGGUUUUAUUUUCAGUCAGGCUUGCUCAAAGGUAUUCAAGUUUUCUGCACAUGAGUUUAAAUUCCAGUAAGUCCCAAAUACAUUAUAUUGGUUCAUGCUUAAUCCUCAUUAAAUAAAUGAGAGCUGGAAUGAAAAACAUGCCAAGUUUAAAAAUGGAUCUAAUGGGAAAAUGUGUUCUACAUCACUUCCAAAUUUAAUGACUCUCUUAUAGUUAUGAAAAGUUACUGAGGCUAAUUCUUUUUCUGAACUAUCUUACAGGUAGGAGUGAGAGUUGUAAAUGUGUAUCAGAGAACAGAAUUUAGUGGUUAGCACAUAGCUUUUCUGAUAAUGUUCACUUUCUAAAAGGCUUGAUUUCUUAAGCUCAUGAACCCGCUCACUGGCUGCUAAAAUCUGUGGGAUUUGAGGUCACUCAGCACUUUGCAGAGUUGCACUGUAAAAAUUUCUGGCCUCAGAUUUUGAAUUCAGAUAAAGAAAUGAAACAGUAUGCCUGAAAUUUUCAUAAAAUGUCAUGUUGCUUUUAAAAACAUUUAAGUUUUUUAUCAGAUUUUAAAUGUUGACUUCUUUUUAACCAACUCUACCAAGUACGUUGUAUAAAGACAGCAUUUAGCGUUGGAUAUGGGUGAUGGUUACUGACAUCUAAGGAAAUGGUGAGAUAGCAAAGGCAGAAUUUGUCUUAUUUGGACAGCUAUAGAUACCCACUUAAAAAAUAUAUAUAUAUCACUUAAAUCAAGUCUUCCUUUGAUCCCAGAAGGCAGUAUUUACUAUCUUGAUUGUACAGUUUCUCUUGAUUUAUGGCAUUAGACUAGAAAUUAGGAAGUUGGAAACCAGAGUAGACUGGUGAGCAGUAUCACAGAAGAGAGGAGUUUGAAGUGAGAAACAUUUUCUCCCAAGAAAGAGUGGUGCUUUGCUGAUGUGACGAAAAUGUUACCAGCUAACUGAAAGCCAGUUUUGAUAUCUCCACACUGGUGUCACAGUCAUUUUUGUCACAGAGGUGAAGACAAACUUUAGUCUAUAAUCAAACCAUUUAAACUUUUCUUAUUUAAAAAUUAAGAUGUUAACUAAUGCUAUCUGAGUCUGUAGUGGCACUUUACUUUUAUAGCUCAUUUUAAUAACCAGAGUAUUAAUGUAUUACUCUUUUCACAAAUAUAAACAAUGCUUUUAUUUUUUACUACCAUUGAAGAAUAAUUAUAACAGAUUAUUUUGAUUGCACAUGUCCAAAGUGAUGAGCCUUUCUAUUAUGAUCUCUUAUAAAAGCUGCAGAGCCCACUAAAGUAAUCCUGAUAACUGCAAUAGCUGUUCCAAAUUUACCACUAAUCAUAUUGCAAAGAACUCUGCAUAGUGUUUCAGACAGCAUACCAUUUCCUACUUUUUUAAAGACUACAUUAAUUUUCAUUUAGUUCAGCUUUUUAAAACAUUCAAACACAUUAAACUUUGGCAAAUACGCAAUUUUUCUACUUCAGUAUUGAUGACUUUUUGAGAGAAAAUUGAAAGUGCUCUUUUUACAUGACAUUAGUGUUCAAUUGACAUGACUAUGAUAUUACACAUCCUACUAUAAAUUUAUAUAUUGCCUAUAUAAGUAGGAAGAGGAAGUCACUGUAGCUUCUAGAGAACACGUAACUGCUAUCUUGUUUUCCUGUGAUCUCUUUAUAUUCUGCUUAGACAACUCUAUGUUUUUUUAGUGGCAUCAGUAGGCAACUUAGAGCUGGUGGAUGCAAAUUUAGUGUUUGUGAGAGGUGCUCUGUUAACACUUCUGGAGUAUGAGUUCAUUUAUUCACUUCACAACAAGUGCAACACAGGCGACAACAUUUUAAGUGGGCAUGUAUUGCCCUGUUACUGUCUCACCAAUCUGUGAAAAUCAGUUCAUUCAAUCCUUGCAUGGCACUAAGUCAUCUAAUAAAAGCGUGUGUUUGUGUGCAAGGUAGUCACAUGUACAGGGAUUAUUCUGGAAGAAACUCUAACCAUACAAUAUACUGGAAAAAACACAAAAUCUGUGAUUUCUUUCCUACAUCAGCAAAUUGGAUGUAUUGAAAUGAACAACUUUUAGGUGAAUAGUUCUAUAUGCUGUUAAAGUUAAGCUAUAGUAAUAAUUAUGCCCAAGAGUACUACCCAAGAGUAGCGAUACUCCAAAAAAGAAUGGUGGCACUUCUGUCUCUAUUCUGAUGAUACAAAACUCAUUGCAAACCAAGGAUGAGCAACCUUUCAAGGAUAGUCUACCAGGCUGUAUUUUUCUUUUUCAAAUGUGAGGUUAAACAUGCUGGUAGAAACUCCCAGGGAGGUGGGAGAUUCCAUUCUGGGAAAUUAUGGUAUCACACAGAUAAUCAGUGAUAUCUGAUGCACAUGACAUAGGGGCUUCUAGGUCCUUUGGACUUUGGAAGGUCUCUCCAAGAUGCAGUAGCUCCAAGCUCCUAAACCUUUCUUGACCUUUGUGUGUGCAAUUUAAAAUAGGCUUGCAUGCUAUAGGCUUUUGGUUUCUGUUACAAACAGAUAAAAAAGAUCUUUGUAAGUAUUUUUAGUUCAAGAUAGUUCAAAUGCUAAAUAAAAUAAGAAGGACUUUGGAGUGUCAUCUUUUUAGAAAAAGCAGAUAAUCCUAAAUCUGUUUCUCAAAGUGGCCUUCCAUCAGUUUUUCUUCCAUAGAACUUGUGGUUAUGUGUAGGAGUAGCAACAUGGAAACUAAAAAAGUGUAUUUUCAAAUAUAUAAGUGGAAGUUAGAACUCUAGCUUUUUUUAUCAGCAUUUUUAUGGAUGUUUUGGAAUCUUCAACAUUGUUAUGUUUUUAGAGGGACAUGACUGUACAGCUUACAUUCCAAGUUUGGGUUUCUAUAAAAACAUAGGAAGUUACAAAACGUAAUAUAAAAAGUACUAUUUUUUAUAAGAUGUCUGAAAAAAGAAUUAUUGUUUAAUGUAUUUACAUGCUGUGCUGCAGUACUGGGCACAGAAGCAGAACCGUGUUUUGUUCCAGCAUUAAUGAACCUGAGAAACGAUGGUACGAACUAGAUUUUAAAAUUGAAUGUACAGUUAUUACAUGUACACUUCUUACUACAUGUAAUCAAGAAGAUUGCAUAUGAUAUUGUAAAUACGGAUUACUUGUGUACAUGGAAAUUUUAUUGAGAGACUGAAAGAUAUUGCCAAAUAUUUUCUAUUUCAGAAGACUCUUUCUUCUGUUUCCAUUUUGCAAAAUUCUUUCUUCUGUUUCUGCCUGUUCAUAAGGUCUUAAAAAAUUAUUCUAUUGUUUUGUUACUUGCAAUACAUAUUUCUAGAUGAAAACAAACGUUUAAUUACAAUGUCUAUUUUCCUUAUUCUUUUUUGUAUGUUAAUAAAAAUGAUUUUUCAAGCUUAUGAUA